AAAUGAUUGAGAUUGCAGAAAAGGGUGUAACAAAUUUAGAAUUGAGCAAACAUUUUAUUAAGAGACUAAAUUAUCCUUAAUGGAAAAGAAUCAACAGGUUUGAAUUUACACAGAUAUUUUGAAAAAUAUUGAUUAUAUACUUUAUACUAUAACACGUCAGGCGAUUGUUUAUUUUAGGUAAAAACUCUCAACCUACGAUUUGAAACAUCUAAAUACACAUGAAAAAGAGUUUCGCGUAGUCUGGUCUCCAAGUUAGCCACCAUCACCAUCUAAGGCCAUGUGCGAGUUUUCUUCUGGUGAUUCUAGUCCUUGUGAUGAUGAUCAAUAUUAAGCUAAAAUAGAAUUCAUAGGUACAAAAUUAUCAAUUCGUGAUAUAUGUAAUUCUGUUCUUAAUUCUAAUUGCUAUGAAAUUCGAAUUUUAGAACCCACAAAAACAGGAAAAUAUGAAAAGUUUAAAAUUUUUAAUUAAAUCUUAGAAUCCCUUAGGAGUGGCAAAACUAAAAAGAUAUAAUUUUCUUUUAUUAUGAUUCUUCACUUGAAGCAUGUUAAGAUAAGCAUUCUAUGAAAAAGUAUUUAAAGGAAAAGUAAAAUUUAUUUAUAUUAUUAAAAUUAAUUAUAGAUUUAAAGAUUAUCAUUUUAUAAAUUUUGAAGAGGUCUAAAAAGUAUAUUUGGCAGGAGAAUAGGCAUAUGUUAUAAAAAUAAAUGAAGUUAAAUCAGCCUAAUUUUUUUAUUAUAAUAUGAAUAAAAAUUAACCAAAACAUAAGAAAUAUCUUGGUGAGAAUUUUCAAGUAAUAAAUUGUUCUCUAUCUUUCCAAAAGGUUGGAAUUUUGAAGAAAAUCCGAGAUGUCAAAAUCUAGUAUAAGAUUAUUCUUAGAUUUCUUCCAAUUUAAUUUUAUAAAGAAAAAAUUGAAAGCAUUAUUUAUGAAAGAAGAAAUGAUAAAUAUUAAAUAGAUAUUAGAUCAUUAAAAGUAGAAGAACUAUUUGAAUGUAUAAAUAAUAAUUAUAUCUUAGUUGAAGGAUGUAAAUAUGGAGUAAUUUAUUGUGAUGAUUUAAAAUAAUCUUAAAGUUUGGUAGAUAUUUUUAAUAAGUAAAAAAAAAUAAUGUAUAUAUAUUUAGAUACUUUUUUGAGAGAAAAUUAUCUUAACCAGAAAUUAUCUUAGUAAAUGAAGAAGGUAAGAAAGUUCCUUAACUUUCUAAUACCUCAGAAUUUGUUAAUCAUAUUUCAAGUAUCUAUGAUAUUGAAAAUUAAAUGAAACUUAUUCUCUAAUAAGAAAUAGAUUAAGAAGUUUAAGAAAAGAUUGAAAGAUAAGAAAGAUAAGAUAGGUUGGAAAGACAAGAAAAAUAAGAGAGAUUAGAAAAAGAAAGAUAAGAAAAAAUUGAAAAAGAAAAAAUUGAGAAAUUAGAUAGAGAGAAAGAAAAAGAAAGAAUAGAUAAAUUACAUAGUGGAAGUAUAUUUUAUUUACUAUUAAUAUAAGAAAAAAAUUAUUAAGAUAUUAAUAUAACCACUAUUGAGAUUAAUAGUAGUAAAGUUCAUGAAAAAUAAGAAAAAUCUAUUGAAAGGAAUCAAAAUUCCUAUCACAGUCAUUAUCAUCAUAAUUAUAAUAAUAAAUGUAUUGAGAUAGUAAAACUAAUAUAGAUGAGAAUGGAAGCAGAAACAAAGGCAGAAGAUCAAGAUCACAAUCCAGAAAGAGAAGACAUAGUUCAAGUGACAGUUCUAAGUUAAAAUAUAUAAUUAAUUAUAUAACAGAAAACAUCAUGAUAGAAAACAUCGAUAGAAUCGAUAUGAGACAAAAAGAAAAUCGGGAUGGGAAAACAAUAGUAGUAAGACAAGAAAAUGAAUAAAUUUUACUGUAAUUUUAAAACAACAAGGCAUUUAUAGAAAUAGACAAUUAUUUUUACAAACAAAACAGUUAAAUAAAAAUGUAAAACAAAAGCAAUACAAUCAAGCAGACUUCCUUCCA
This is a messenger RNA of Paramecium primaurelia, 1961 nucleotides long. The record is from the annotation of a GenBank genome assembly. NCBI's taxonomy places the organism in Eukaryota, Ciliophora, Oligohymenophorea, Peniculida, Parameciidae.